AUGGUUGGGUUUCCAUCAAAAAUUCCUACUGGUGUUCCCAAAACAUUCAAAAAUGGGUCUCCAACCAUAAUUUCGCAGUUUUCAUCCCAAUUAAUUUUUUCAUACUCUUCUGCAUUUUUUUCCAACGAUUUGGGUUUUUCAGUGUUAUUUUUCUUUGGGUCAUUUGAUUUAUCCACUCCGGCACUAUCCCAGGAAAAACCAGAUGUACGAGACGCGUUUUCGAGAACUUCGACUUUUGCUUCGAUGCUUUCAAUUUUUUCAAUAAUUAUAUGCGCAUUUUUGUUUAUUUUUUCAAAAAUAUUUUUAUCUAUUGUUUUAAAUUUAUCUUCAACGUUUAUCAUUCCCUCCUCUAAAAUGUCUAAACGUUGGAUGUGCAUUAUCUGCUCUUUUUCUAACUCCAUAUUUUUAGAGCGUAAAAAUACCAUUUCAUUAUUUAUACCUUUAUUUCUCAAUUCUUCAUCAAAUUCGUUUAUUUUCAUUUUUGAAAUUUCAGUAUCUAUCCCUAAAUGAGUUAUUUCAUCAUUUACAAAUUUUUCAAGAAUUUUAAAUUGAUUUUCCAUAAUUUUUAAUUUUUCUUCUAUUAAAGGAUUAUUUUCAGAUGAGGACGAAGUUAUUGGUAAAACUUGUCCAUCUUUUAUUCUUGCUUCAAGUUUUCUAAAAGAUUUACAAACAGCUUCUUCAAAGCUUCGGAGACGAAAUAAAAGAUUAUACCAAUGUCUGCCUUCUUCUGGCGUAAAAAAUUUAGCCGCGAAGUCAGAUCCAGUUGGUUUAGGGCGGUUAUCCAUUUCUAAUAUACUCCAAAAAAUAUUUUCAGGAGCAG
Molecule: messenger RNA, 820 nt
Organism: Meloidogyne enterolobii
Lineage: Eukaryota; Metazoa; Nematoda; Chromadorea; Rhabditida; Meloidogynidae
Source: the annotation of a GenBank genome assembly